Molecule: messenger RNA, 3053 nt
Organism: Daphnia magna
Lineage: Eukaryota; Metazoa; Arthropoda; Branchiopoda; Diplostraca; Daphniidae
Product: sentrin-specific protease 6
Exons: 9
Coding region: 161-2995 (944 amino acids)
Biological process (GO): protein desumoylation
Cellular component (GO): nucleus; cytoplasm
Molecular function (GO): SUMO-specific endopeptidase activity
Source: RefSeq, a predicted model, not a curated record
AUUACUCUAUUUGGCUGUUUUGGAGCUGCCGUCGAGUCUCAAGUUUUGGUAUUUUAUUUUCUUCUUCUGUUAAGUCAAAUUUCUCACACGUGCACAGGUAAGCGCAGAGCCCUGUGUGAGAGUAGAGUUGGGUUCAGAUGGUUGGGCGUUUAGAAUUAGUAUGGGGGAAUCGAGUUCCAAGUCAGUAACUAGCGUAAGUUCAAACCAGAGGGUUUCUGUUAGCAAGAGUUCCAAACCGGAGGUAGCCCUGUCAAACACAGAAAGAAUUUUAUUGACAAAAGAUCAGGAAAAUUCUUUCCAGACUUCAACAUUUUCCAGGUUACCCAGCCUGGUUCUGCAAAAUUCCUUGCCAAAUAUUGAAGUGAAAUCUAAUUCAAACAUAUGUGGCAAGGAUCAAAAAGUGAAAUUGACAUUACAAGAUUACAGAAAACAAGUUGGCCUUAAAGUGAUCAAUCAGAAACCAAAUCAGAAACUAGGGAUAACAGCUAAAUCAGAAUCACAUUUAGAGGGGAAAAAUGAACAAUUGUUACCUCUAGAUAGUGCUUUCUGUCCCCAUUGUGGAUUCUCUACAUCAUCUACUACUAAAUGCACAAGAUGCAUGAGAUCCUUUGAAAAGGAAAAAACAACCCUUCUCUCCCUAGGCCUUGAAUCAUUGCCUGGGAACGAUUUAUCAGAAACCUUGCAGAUGUCCAAAGAUCCAUCAUAUGGGAAUAGGCGUCCACGUGUUCAAAAGUCUCAACCUACUCGGCAGACUAGAACCAAGUUUGAUGAACCACAAUGUGUGACACUGAGUAGUGAUGAAGAUGAUUCCUUUCAGGAAACCAAAAAAGCUAAAUGUGAUUAUAGUGAAAAAUUCCUUCAGCAGUCAACUGCCAGUGCUGCCAUUGAGGUUCAAGUACAGGCAAACAUUUUAAACGAUGGAGAUUCAGAGACCAAAGUAUUACCUGGUGAUACAGAAGAGGAAAAGGGAUCAAUCGAUUUGCUUCGGUGGAAAGAAGGUGGUUUAAGGGGACCGUUCUUUGCUGUAAACUGUCGUUCAGUUCGAAUUGGAUCUUAUAAAUUUAUACCUACGGAACGCGUCCUGUUCUCCUCGGAGGGAAUCAUGUUGGAAGCACCGGUUUUUUACGCCCAUGACCAGCCCUCGCAAAACGAUUGUUUAUGGAUAGACGUCGCUAUCCCAACUCAGCAGUUGUUGCAAAUGGAAGCGCAUUUCAAUCGACAACUUCCGGUCAUCUUCCUAACUGUUACGCCAACCUUGUGCCGUCGGGUUUCGUCUGGCUUACGCCUGAAUAAAAGUGGCCCCUAUUGGGACAGUCUUAGUGAAGACGAAAGUCAGAAGCGGCUUACGUUGCUGCCUUGCAGUUUGGACGAUUCAGCUAAAAACGCAAUAAAGCAAGCUUUCGUUCCUAGAGGUGUUUUUCGUGAAAUAAGUUCUAGCGAGGCCAAUAAACUCUUGCUUAUCUCUUCACCCCCGGAGGUUCGAGAUGCAUUGCAACGUCUUCCCUCGGGAACUGCUGUUUCAGCCGAGACAACUAGAGCUUCUUCGUCUUCAAAGCAAGACGUUAAAGCACUUGAAGCAAGUGAUAGCAAAAACGAAAUGCGUAUAACUAGAGGGGCAACCAAAUCGCUUCCUCGAAACCCUUUACCAGUAGUCCAAAUGUUUUCAUGGUCAGAUGGACCAGAUCGUUUCUCUGUCACAACCGAAGACUAUGCUUGCCUGAAUCAAGACAAUCUUCUAAAUGACAGCAUCAUCGACUUCUAUGUCAAAUACGUUUUCAGCACUAAAUUAGAUGAUAGUUUGAAACACAGAUGCCAUGUGUUUUCAUCAUUUUUCUACCAGCGACUUACUACUCACCCAGCCAAAAUGAGUGGAAGAAAACAUCCAAUUGAAGACGAUUCGUCCCUCUCUUUAAAGGAGAAGCGGCAUUUGAGAGUUAAAUCCUGGACGAAAAAAGUGGACAUUUUCGAAAAGGAUUAUCUCGUGAUACCUAUCAACGAACGCAAUCAUUGGUUUUUGGCCAUUGUAUGUUUUCCCGGGUUGUCUGGACCAAUAUCCGUUAAAGACAACAAACCCAUCAUCCCCCAAUUUGAAACAGUCGCUAAGAAAACGCCCGAUGGACAAUCAAAACUUGUGACGUUGAAUGGAGAAUCAUUUCACAUUGGAAAUACAACCAUUACGCCAAUUAGUUCAAAUUCGAAGGUGACGGAAAGCGUCCCAGUUACGCUUAGCAUUAGCUCAGAGAGAGACGAAGCUGAAAGCGACGAUGAAGACAUAUUGUUCCCGCAAGACAAUAACACUGUUGAAAAAUCUAUGAAGAUUACCGAACCCAUCAAACAGCCCUGCAUCUUAUUUUUUGACUCUUUAGCUGGAAGCGCCCAUAAUCGAGUGGCGACCACCUUACGCGAGUACCUUAUGGUAGAAUAUCAAGUUAAGAGAGGAACUCCUGUUGAGAAUUCAAAAGCAAGUAUGGCCGACAACCUAGUUGACCCAUGUAACCUUUUCUCAAAAAAGACGAUGAUAUCCGCAUGCCUUGACGUGCCUCAACAGAAUAAUUCGUAUGACUGCGGCGUAUUUGUUCUUCAGUACGCAGAAUACUUUAUGAAAAAUCCAUUUUUGGAUUAUAACAUACGGAACAUUAAAUUAAGUGGCUGGUUUCCGUCUUAUAUCGCCGGAAGAAAAAGAAAAAACAUCCAGUUUUUGCUGAUACGACUCACCAAAGAAAUGAAUCCCAUGGCUGAUUCGGUUCUUGACUUACUACCCAAAGAAGAUGUGAAGAUUGCGCUUCAGGAUCGUCAACACUGUCGAGCUUUACCUGCCUUGAGUGUUACGAAUAACCGCGCUGGUGAAAUUCAAAAGGCAGCUACCGUAGCCGAAAAGGCAAUGGCAGAAGACGGAAAGUCGAAUGUGGCACCUCAAAAUAAGAACGCCGCUGAAAAUGGAGCCGAGUCUGAAUUUGUUGGUGACCAAGAAAGAAAUAGUGAAAUCGAAAAAUAAAACUUGUACGUCAUUAUGUUGGCCCAUUUUACGUUAAUAUAAUUGUUGGAAGGUUUAA